GCUGUUUUUUAAUUUAAAAAAGUAAAAGUAAAACAUUAAAUAAAAGUUGUAAUAUGAACGUUUGUUUACCUAUAUGGGUAUUAAUAACGUAAAAUAGAAUUUAUGUAUGUUCUGAUCAGUGUAUCAGCAGCUAUUUUAUCCGUUAACUGUAUAAUAAUAUCUUAACGAAUCGAAAAUGGCAGAGUCCAAAAGUAGCGAGGGUGAUAAAAGGAAAGUAAAGUCAGAGGCAAACGACGAAUCAUUGCAUUCAAGUCGAGUAUUCACCGUUGAAGGAUUGCGGUCUGCGAACCUGAGCGACUCCAGCGUUGACGGCAGUUCAGAUGACGACGACGAUGUUCCGUCAGAGCCACCUCCUUCUAGAAAGCGAGCUCACAGUGACAGCUCCAGCCAUGAUGAUGCUGAGGCUUAUGGCACCGUGGCAAAGAAGUUUGUGCGGUAUGCCAAUGACAUGGAACCGAAUUUCGGAGAAAAUAAGGCUCAGAAGAUGAUGGCAAAGAUGGGUUACAAGUCAGGACAUGGUCUUGGUAAGCACGAGCAAGGUCGGGUGGCCCCCAUUGAAUUGUCGCUUCAGAGAGGGCGACGGGGUCUCGGGCUGCAUCUGCCUGGGCUCGAACCUGCCAACUUGGUUUGGAACUCGGAAAUGGAACAUAUAUCUCAUGAAGAGGAAGUUGCUUGGUUCACUCACGAUCCUUAUGAAGAUGUUACGUAUGAAGACAUGUGCAAGUGGCCUGUGAUAGGGCGUAAGAAACUUACUAUUGAUGAUGAAACAAAUUUUUGUGACCCAGGUGUCUUGAAAAAUGUGUUAAGUGAGAAGAAUGUGUUUGAUAAUUUGGAUGGCUACGAGCUUAGAAAAGCACGAUCAAGGUCCAAUCCUUUUGAGACAAUACGCGGUGGAAUGUUCCUGAACAGGGCUGCUAUGAAGAUGGCCAACAUGGACAGAGUGUUUGAUAACAUGUUCACCAAGCCGGUGGAUGAGUAUGGGCAAAGCCUGGUGGAACCGGGGGAACUAUUGUAUUUUGCGGAUGUGUGUGCGGGCCCGGGAGGCUUCUCGGAGUAUGUUUUAUGGAGGUGUGGCUGGGAGGCCAAGGGCUUUGGGUUCACGCUUAAAGGAGAAAAUGAUUUCAAACUGUCAGAUUUUUAUGCGGGCAAUUGUGAAACAUUUGAGCCUCACUAUGGUGUUGGUGGUGCAGAGGGUGAUGGGGACAUUUUUAAACCAGAUAACAUAGACGCAUUUACGAAACACGUUAUGUCUCAAACGGACGGACGAGGUGUCCACUUCAUGAUGGCCGAUGGAGGAUUUUCCGUAGAGGGCCAGGAGAACAUUCAGGAGAUCCUUUCGAAGGAGCUGUACUUAUGUCAGUUUAUAGUAGCUCUUUGCAUAGUGCGUGAGAAGGGCCACUUUGUUUGCAAAUUGUUUGAUCUAUUCACGCCCUUUAGUGUAGGUCUGGUUUAUCUCAUUAGCAAAGCAUUCCAAAGAAUUAGCAUCCACAAGCCCAACACCAGUAGGCCGGCCAAUUCGGAGCGCUACGUAAUCUGCCAGUGGAGGCGGCAUGACUUUCAACUUGAACCGGUCAGGGAAUAUCUUAGGUACAUUCAUGGAAAGCUACACGAGUGCCAGCAGCAGAAAGAUAAAGAUGUGGUGGAGAUUGUGCCCUUGUCACUGCUCACGGAGGAAGGCAAGUUCUUUGACUACAUGGUUACCUCCAACAACGUCCUUGGGGAGCGUCAGAUUGUGAACCUGGUGAAGAUAUCAUCGUUCUGCAGAGAUCCAAACCUGAUGGAACCCCUGCAGACGGACAUGAAACAGAAGUGUCUGCAGUACUGGGACGUGCCGGACAAAGCCCGCACCAUCCCGCCACGGAUUAGCCCGGAAACCAAGUUUACGGAGCUUCUGGGGUCUACCAAGACAAGCGAGAGUGUGUUGGGGAGUGGAGAGGAGGAGUUGACUCCAGGUAACCUGCUUGCAGUGCUGGGAUCAGGGUUCGAUUGGCACUGCAUGGUGCUGGGUACGCGUGACGAGGGUCGCCACCGCACCCUGUACCUAGGGAUGGGACGCGGCAAGGUGUUCCGACUGGAUGGGCCUCGCUGGCGUAAGGUGGAGGAGUCUAUAGAGCUCAGCCCCGACACGCUGCUAUACGCAGAGAUGGUUGCAGAACUUCUUGGGGAGGGCCGGUCUCAGCGCAAGGUAAUGUGCCUGCACAUCAUUGAUGCGCUCGUGCUAGGGGGCCGCCACAUCGGCCAGCAUCAUCUCACCGAGAGGCAUGCCCUCUGCCAAAAAUUCUGUCGUGCUCUCAACAAGCCUCUGCGGACUCCGGCCACCCAUGUGCGAACCAAGGAGCUGUUUGACCUGGAGGCGGCGGAGCAGAUGUUUGCUCGCCUCGAUGCUCGCAUUCUGAAGGGGUGCGGGCAAAUUUCCCGGAGGGUGUUCCUGGUGGACGAUGGCCAUCGCUGCUAUGUGCCCGGAGGUGUGCUGUUCUUGAAUGCGACGCGCCCACCUUGGUUGCGCUUCCUCAGCAAGUCAACAGGCUUCAAGUACUACAACAACCCAAUCACAAAAACCUCGUUGUUCGACCGGCAACGGCCAGAUGAUGCGUGUGCCAGCUUUGAGACAAGCGUGAAGCACAGGCGGGUGUGGUGGUGGGGGGCGGGGGUUCAUGUCCAUUCGGUGGAUGCCCAGGAGGAAGAUAAGGACAGGCUUCAGGGUCGACAGCUUCUGGACUUUGUGAACAGCAUGUAUCUGCAGCAGAGAGCAAAAUAGCUGUAUCUGACCCUUGUUUGUGACUCUUUUCUUUGGUUCCCUACCGUAGCAGUCUCUAAGCCAAUGGCUGUGCUUUUUCUUUUCCAGUUCACUGAACUGAUGGCAGUAUUUAUUCCUGAAGACUGUUUCUCUCUCUCUUUUGAAGCUGGAUGGUCGUACUUACUUAUCCUGACAGACAGCUUCUGUAUUCUGUUAGUUGACUCCGUGCUCAUUCAUUGUUGUCACUACUUUCCUUUUUGGAAAUGAUUUAGGUAAAUUUUAUUCAGUUUAUUUAUCAUGCAAGAAAAUUUACUUUUCAGUCUGAAAAUUUGUCAAUGAAUUGGUUUAUUUAGUACUUGCACUUUAUCUACUUUAGUCUGUGUUGAGUUUAUGAUGGAUGUAUUCUUUGUAUGUGAUGUUUAUAUUUUAUCCUAAAAAUUGCUUGGUCAAGAGUAGGCUAUUUUGAAUGCCUUAUUCUGAAUAUCAUGUUUGUGUUAAUAGUUCAUUUUAUUUUGGAACUAAGAUAUGCCGAAAUUAGAAUAGAAAAUGUUUUACGCUUUAGAAUGUUAACAAAUUUACAGUAAUUUUAAUUUAUUUUCUUUGGAUUCAUCAUAAUUUAUUACCAAAAAUGUUUUUGUCAGUUUAAAAGAAAGUUUAGAAAGCCUGCAGAUGUAAGCUGCUUCAUAAACUUGUCGAUGCAAGGAACAUUUUCUCCUGUUUCAUUAAAAUUUGUUGUGCAAGCACACGGUUGCUACCUGAGGUAUGAGCCAAGUAUGUGGAGUUAAGACAGAUGCUGAACCUAAAGCUACCUUCUUCUUUACUAUCAGCUAGUAAAACUUAAGUAAUAAAAUGAUUAAAUAAAAACAUAUAAUUACUUUAAUGUGGUAAUUUUGCUAACUCUUGUAAAUUUAAUUACACUAAACAGGAAACAUGAAAUAAUAAUUUUGAUUUCUAAGUAACUGUCGGCCGGGUCGGAGUUGCUUGGUUGUAACUUACUGCGAGUCCACAGCCAUGGUAUCGGCAUAUGCUAGUGGUUGUGCAGUAUCACCAACAUGCCGCGUGGAAAUGCCUUUUAAACAUACUAAUUCAAAACCCCAAUGUGUAAUAACUUCAGAUGUCUUUGUAUUGGCUUCAUACAGUCCUUAAAAAUUUCUUAACUAUUUUUAACUUUGCAGCUAAGGGAAAAUUGUUACUGUUGCCAAAGUUUUUGAAAUGAUAGAAGCACUUUUGGAGAUGGAUAUUGCUGUAUCUUUAAAGUCUUUCACAAAAAAGAAUAAUCUUGCAGAAACAUUGGGUGUAGUAUAGUGUAAUGUGAUCAGAAAGACAAUUAACACUAGUUAUGUGAAAGUCAGAAGUAAACUUAAUGAAUGCUAGAGGAAACAGAAAUUCAGAUAUUUUCUAUGUUCACUGCUGUUAUUGAUAUUGUAACACUCAACGUUUCUUGGAUGGGACUGUGUCUAUUGCUUAUUAAGUGGAGAACUAUUUUGACUUUUUGUAAUCUAGUAUUUUAUCUUUAGAACGACUGCAACCUGGUAUGGUAAUAUCAUGUUCUACUUCGACUACAGCAUGUGGUUAAAUUAGUUUAUAUUUGUUGCAAUGAUUUUUGAUCUUCAAAUUUUUUCAUCAAGUUCUUAAUUUUUUUUUGUUUCACAGGCAUAGAACCAUGUUUAACAUAUUGAUGGCCCCUUAGUAGUAGUGGAAAGUACCGAGGUGUAUCAAAGAAUGGUUGUUCAACUAUGCGGACAAUGUGUAUUAAUUAUUUUGAAACUUAUCUUUGAUCAGUUUGGUAUGUAAAGCAAUCUGUGAACACUGGUGAACUUUCUGAGGUUCUUUAUAACGCAGUGCCAUGUGUUUUAAAGUGAAUUCAGCGGGAAGUUAUCAUUCACCAAUAAAUUGGUUCAGCUGCAUCUUGGUUCUGAGUUCACAUUAUAAUACCCACAUGUUCUCCACAUAAUAUAUAAAUUAAGGGUUUUCGAGGAUGGCGUCAUAAAUAAGUCAAUUGGGGUGACUGAUAAUUGUAUGCAAAAAGUUUGUAACAUGUAUAGUGAAUUUUCUAAAGCAACUGAGAAAUUUUGAUAGGUGGUGUUGGUACUUCUGAUUCUGUAAGAUUUGCAAUAAGGCUGUUGCUAUUGAACAAAGUGUGUGUCUGGUAGCUAAUUAAAAGUACCUAAUUUAUGAGGCAUUAUGUAAUGAAUGAUUUGACCUUCUAACUUCUAUGUUCCUUGGUAACUGAUUUAAAUUUUAAAUAUAUUUAUCAGUUGGUUAUAAAUAUUUAGAGAUUUCUUAGCUAGAUGCUAUAAUAGCCAUUUAUUUUAAAAUAAUUUUAUUGAUGGCAUAAGUAAUUGACUACAAUGGAGUGGCUUUGAUAGCAUUUGUGGGGUGACUUUGAUAUAGUACCUAUACAUAAUAAAUAUUUUAUAGGUGCAGUCACAGUGAUGAAAAUGUAGAAGAAGCUGUACAAAACAUAGCAAAUGGACACUUGUCUAUCAAGAAAGCAGCCCAACAGUAUAAGAUACCAUAUGGCACACUGUACAACAGGUUCCAUGGUAAACAUAUUCACAAGCCGGGAGGACAAACUAUACUUUCAGAAGUGGAAGAAAUGUGUAUUGUGGGGGCUGUGCAGAAAUAUGGGGACUGGGGUUUUCCCUUAUCAACAAUGGAUGUCCAGAUGUUCACUAAAAGCUAUUUUCAUAAAAAAGGAAUCACCACAACCAAAUUUAAGAACAAUGUACCAGGUCUUGAUUGGAUACGAGGUUUCGUGAAACGUCACAGGAACCAACUUUCACAAAGGAUUUCACCAAACAUUACUCAGGCAAGAGCAAAUCUUUCUAGAGAAGCUGUGAAAGAUUACUUUGAAAAUUUGACAAACACUGUUGAAAAUGUACCUUCUACACACAUAUUCAAUUAUGAUGAAAGUAAUUUGACAGAUGAUCCUGGCAAGAAAUUAUUACUUUACCGCAGAGGUGUUAAGUAUCCUGAAAAAAUCAUGAACCAUAGCAAAUUAUCAACUACCAUAAUGAUUUGUGGUUCAGCAUAUGGAACACUUCUGCCACCAUAUGUUGUGUAUCGCAGUGAGCAUCUGUGAGAUACAUGGAUUCAAGGGGGACCAAAAGACAGUCCUUGCUGCUGUGAACCUUGUUGCAGUAAAGGAACCCAUUACAACAGAACAAAUCAUGGCUGGAUGGAAGCUCAGUGCUUUAGUGACUGGUUUCAUUCAGUCUUUCUCCCACAUGCUAGAAGACUCGAAGGCCGAAAAGUAUUGAUCGGGGACAAUUUGGCUUCUCACUUUACUGAUGAAGUUCUGUCAACAUGUGCUGAAGAGAAUGUGGCAUUUGUGUGUCUUCCGCCAAACUCAACACAUAUUUGUCAACCCCUGGAUGUCUCAUUUUUCCGACCCAUGAAGACUGCAUGGAGAUCUUAACUUAACAAGUUGGAAAAUUAGAAACCCAAGGCAGCAAGCUGAGAUCAAGACCAGUUUUCCCUUCUCUUUUAACAUCAACUUUUGAGAAAAUGGACACGGUGAAGGACUUCCAAAAUGGAGGAGGUGCAGUGCGAAGAAAUCUCAUCUCUGGAUUUGAAGCUACUGGUAUAGUACCAGUCAGUGCAGACAAAGUUCUAAACAGACUCCCAGAAAACAGUGAAGAUCCUGCAGAAGUUAAUGUUAUAAUAAAUGAUUCACUAACAGAAUUUCUAAGAGAACACAGGUAUGCACACGCAGACAAAGGUAUAUGCCGCAGAAGAAAGAAAGUUAAUGUUGGCCAGGAAAAAGUAUAUCCGGUCCUAGUGAAAUUACCAGUGAGAGUUACAACGAAGACAUGGUGGUAGAUAUGUGCAGUACAGAUGCCAGUGAUGUUGAUGAGCCAGAAGAAAGUCUGUGUUAUUCGACACCCACCCUUGAAGCAUUAACAGUUGGGAAGUUUGUGCUAGUGAAAGUAAUAUCUGGGAAAAGAAAAAGUGUUACUUUUCUAUAUGUUGCAGUAAUACAAGAAUGCACGGAAAAUUAUUACAGUGUAAUGGGUCUAAAAUCAAUUGAUAAAGACAAAAUCAGAUUUAAAUCUUUAGAAAAUGAUACAUUUGUUGUUCAUUUCAAUGAUAUAUUGGCAGUUUUACCAGACCCUGAAAUUGAUCAAAUUGGAGAUAGAGUCAAGUAUGUUUUUUAGAGCAAAGUAGAUGUUAAUGAAAACUAAACUUAUCAUACAGUGGAAAUAUUGACACUUUCCCAUUUUGUUUUGUUGUUAGUCAUGCCAUGAUUUUUGUUUAGUGUUUAGCUGAAAUGUAAAAUGUCUGUUUAGGUGUACCUAAUUUUUUACUUAUUUAAAUGCCACUACAUAUACUAUCAUUAGUCCAAUGUAAUGUUUGUAUGCACAGUAGAACCCUGUUAUAAUGUUCCUGCAUAUAAUGUUUUCCUGCUUAUAAUGUCAUAUUUUUAAAGUCCCAACAUUUCCCCCAUAAGGACAAUGUAUUUAUUUCCUGCAUAUAACGUUCAUAAAUAGUGUAAUUUCCUGCUUAUAAUGUUUGCUUUCUAACAUUCAAUAAAUGGGGAAAAAAUGUUUUAAAACCAAAUUACUUACGAUAAAAAGUUUCCUUUAUGUAUGUUUAUGUUUACAAUCACUGCCAUACAAUACAUGAAGUUUGUUAAAAUACAAUUUUAUGCAAUAUACUGAAGGUACACAAUGUUCAUAGUUACGUGUCAGUUGGCACCCUUAGUCAACUCUUCUCUUCCUUGCCAUUCCAGUGGGUAUUCAGAUGCACGUACAUAGUCCUACGAUAUUUAAGUUGCCAACCAUUGAGCGAGGGCAUAACUUAAGUGUUUUCUAUUGCUUACAAAUAAUUUUUUUUUUCAUUCAUACAUAGGAAUCCCAAAAUUAAACAUUUUCAGGUGGCGAAGGAGUAGACGUUCUCACUCUUAAUGUUGUCAUCAUGAAUUGUGAGACAAUUUUACAAAAAAUGUGGCAGUGUAUGUUUAAAGACAAACAAAAUUUAACCAGGGAACAAGACGAAGUUGAAAAAUUGUUGGCUUGUUUCAGAAAAUUCAUGUAUCAAGUAUACUAUUUUGGUUUUAACAUUAAAGUUGUUUACAUAGCUUGGUGAGUCCAUUGGUACAAAGCUCGAACAUUGUUAAGUGCUAAAUUGAGAUUUCCUGCUCAUAAUGUUUUCCUGCUUAUAAUGUUUUUUUCCUUGUGCUCCCUUGAAAAACAUUAUAACAGGGUUCUACUGCAAUUAGGUUAUUUGAACACUAAGGCAACAAGGGUCUUGUUUUUGUCUGUUAUUAAGCCAUAAAAAAUGACAAUGGGGUUGUUAGCGUUAAUUCAUUGGAACUGAAACUAUGUACCUGAAAGUACAUGUAUAUAACAUUUGCAAUACAAUUUUUUUGUAAAAACCAUUUGUGUCUAGAACUAGUUCUUCCAAGGUAUCAAAGUCACCCCAAGAACUAAAACACUGGACCUCUUUUAGUAUGAAAAAUGCUUGACAGAAUUAACUAUGCGGUGAGAUUGACACGUAUACUGUCAUUUCAUUAAUUCUGUGCAUUUUUGAAAGUGGUAUCAAAGUGACCCCAACAGCUGGGGUGAAGUUGAUAACCUAUAAUUAAUUUUUUUUGAGAAAAAUUGUAUUAUUUUUAAAAUUUAAACUACUGCAAUAUUUAAUUAAAAUUAGUUAGUUACUCUUAAAAAAAUUAUUUCAUAUAAAUUAUGCAGGGAAAAGAAAAAACCUAUCAAAGUCACCCCAGUUUACACUGAAACCUUGUGUACAGAGCUCUUUCUUGUGGAAGAAUGUGAACUCUUUUUUUUUAUAACUUGUCUUCUUGCAAACUUUUAUCGUGCGUACAACCGCCAAGUAUAAUGGCCAGUGUGAUAUAGAGAUAGUUUUAUUUUUCUCUCUCUUUGUUAUACAAAUCUAGUGUGAACGAGCAGAAAUAUUAUUUUUAGCAGCACAAGAAAAUAUAAUUUUCCACUUGUUCAUUAGUUCUAGAUUUAUUUUAGUACAUACAUGUGGUAAUUAAAUAAAUUUUAUAACAGACUUAAAAGACGCACCGAAAAUAAUCAGCACAUAAAAUUAUACCUUGAUUAUUAUCUACUAAAUUUCUUGCAUGUUAGCUUGAAUGAGAAUUAUUGUUCACUUUCUCUUCACCUUUCAUGUUAUUUCUGAGUUUGAGAGAGAAGCCUAUGUACAUUACUAAUUCAAGGCACAUUUAAUUAUUUUGUACUAGCUUAAAAGCAAACAACUUAUCUCAGCUACGACCAAAUUUUACUAUGUUGACAAUUUUUACAACCACCAGAGUAAUAUCAGUAUUAAUACAAAAAAACAGAUUAAGGCACAUUUUGGGUCCGCACCACCAUAAUGAAAAAUGUGAGGAUAAAAUCCAAGUGUUUUGUAUUAAUAUUUAAUUUAAUUACCAUACUCUUUAAUAUAAUGGUUACAGAAUAGAAAAUCACACUAAGCAAGGGUCUGUGGUAACUAAAGUAACACACGUACACCUCACAUUGCAUCAAAUUCAAGUGUCUAUUGAAAGUCAUAUCGAUGUUGGUGUUGCCGAGUGUUGUAGGGGCAGGAAUCGCCAUGGGCAUCAUACCGAACUGCGCGAGCAUGAAGUCAUUCAGCACCUUUUUAUCACUGUCGGGAUUAACAUUAUCACUGUUUUCUGUAUUGACUUCCAACGACACCUGUACAUGAUCCGUAGACGUUUGGACUGUCGCUGUAUGCCCGAUGGGCCAGCUAUGUAAUCGCUUUGCGCAGUUUUUUCAUUUCCUUUUCAACACUGCCAUAGCUCUCGCAUUCGCUCGAGACUGGAAUUGUGAGUCUUUUUGGAUUUCUUUUUAUGUGAACUUUCCUCUGACUUGUGUUUUCUAUGAUUCAGAGCAUGUUUAUGAGGAUUCAUAUGAGACAAAAUCUGUAAUUAUUUUGUAUUUAUCAAUUUAAUACUGAUUUUCUCUUAUAUUUCGGCAAAUAUUUUAAUUGUCUCACUUUGGAUCCUAGCAGAUCUCCACAAGCUCUUCACCCAAAUCAAUGUCCUAGCUGAACACAUUUCCAUGCUUCACCAAUUUAUAACUUUAUACAAAGCUAAUUCAUAAUAAUCACGCAUGCGUGUACACUGGUACAUUGGUGUCACAAACAAAACAAAUACUGUGUGACAAACACGUACAGACAUGAUCUACCCUUUGUGGCCUCAACCAUUGGUGUCACAUUAUUAAAUAGUCUCAUACUUAUUAGCGAUUAAAACCUGACUGUAUUUUGUCAUACAAGAAAGUUCUACUGACUAUCACUGUAACAAGCAAAUAAACGUUUUCACAUCAUAAUCUAGCCACAAGUUUUGUUAUAAAUUUUUUAUUUGGUAAUGAGAAAUAAAAAGAAUUUACUUCAAAUGCAUUUUCGUAUGUAGGUACUUUUAUAAGCAGAAAAUGGAAUCUUUCUUAUUUGAUUUAAGUUGUGUUAGGUUAUUACAGUGUGUGUAAUUUUUUCAUCUUUAAGAAUUCUGUCUUGGUAUGAAGGUUGUAUCAUAAGCAUAACCUUUAAUUUUUGAAAGAAUUUUAUUAUUGUAUAUUUUUUGUGAUUUUGUAUUGAUACUAUUUAAGUAUUAUGUUAUAGAUAACCAGUGUUGUUAAGUAACGAAUUACAAGUGAUCAGAUUACUUGUAACGAUUACUUUUCAAGUAAUUUAUACUUGUAACAAAUUACAUUUAAAAAAUGUAAUUUUGUACUUGUAAUCGGAAUACAUAACAUUAAUUGUAAUCGAUACAUUAAGGUAAUCGAUACUUUAUAUUUACUUGCUGUUACUUUUAUUUUUGGAACGUAUAAUCAACACAAUAAAGAACAAGAAGAUCAUAUACUUUUGUAUUAGUAAAGUUUAUAAUUUUACGCUUGUAGUGCUACGAUCGUAUGCACAACAUCUAUGAUCAAAAAUGAAGAGCCAAAGUGACUUGCAGUGUCUCCAACAUUACCCUAUCGUAAAAUAUGCAUUUUUAAAAUUUAACACAUCGCUGCCGUCAAGUGCUCCCGUUGAGCGUCUUUUUAGUAUUGGUAAAUAUGUUUUUGCCAUCAAGAGAGGGAAUCUAUCUGAUGAGAACUUUAAAAUGCAAUUGUUUUGUAAGGUCAAUUCUAAAAUUUAAAGAGUUACUUUUAUUACAGGUAGCUACUUGUAUGAAGUAUUUUGAUGUUAUUCAAGCAAGUUUGUCCUCAAAUAUUUAUUCAAUUAGGCCUAAAGAUAAUCAAUUUAAUCAUUAAAUGAAAUCAUUUUUUUUUUAACAAAACACAUAUGUAUGUAUGUUUAUUAAUGUAACAAAGUGAAAAAAAAUUGAAUCGUAGGUCAGUUUUAAAAUGGUAGCGGAAAGUAAUUGUAAAUGUAAUUGUAAUUUUACUGAUUACUUCUAUGUAAAGUAAUUUUUACUUGUAAUCAGUUACAUUAUCACCACAGUAAUUGUAAUUGAGCCCAAUUACUUUUUCCGAGUACUUUUAACAACACUGUAGAUAACUGUGUAAAUGUGAUUUUAUUAAUGUGGUCAAGUUUUAGUAAGCACCUAGCAUUUGGAACAAGUGUUAGAGACACAUAUAAAUUAAUAUAAUGUAUAUGAUGGCUUGGUAGGCCCGGAGAAUGAUUUUUAUCCCUAGCUACCACUAUAGGGAGAUGAGAAAUAGUGUGAUUGGGUAAACUAGGCAAGAUGAUACUGCAAUGGUUCUGUGUUGCCUUCUGUAGUGUUACUGGUGAAUGGGCAACACAGUACCUAGUUCUGGACCUGGAUCAACAUGUUGUGAAAUAUAAUAUAAAAAUAUAACAAAACAAAAAGUACAUGCCUAUACGUAACAUGCAACAAAAAAAAAUACUAUUCAACUUCUCAGAUAAGUCAAGGCACAUACUGUCAAAUAUAUAGAAUAGUUUUGAGAAAAGAAGCCUCAAAGCCUCCGAAGAGAGUAACCGUUUUGAUAAGUUGUUUACGAAAACUUGAUACAAGGCAGCAGGUACAUAUAUAUCCCUUUGGAUAUCCCUAUAUUAACAUCCAACAUAUCAUAGUAUCUAAUAUUUUGUCACUUACACACACCUUUACUUUUAACCGCUUUAAAUCAGAAAUUCUCUACAACUUCCACUUGUAAAAAGGAGAAUACUAAUAUAUGUUUAUAUUCAUCCAUGGAAUAAAAAAAGUUCGGAUUAUUUAAAAAUGUUUUUUUUUUUUUUUCCUUAAGAUUUAAUGCACAUUCCUGGCAAAUGCAGAAGUGGGGUUUUCAAAUAAAGGUAUUGGUAAGAGUUUUGCGGAGAGUCUUAGACAACGGGACCUCGAAGAGUAAAGUGGGUCUGAACAUUAUGGGUGUCAACAUGGUCCUCGUAAACUGAAGUCAUGCCGGGGGUGUUGCAUCGACCCAUGACUCUUGCCUUGAGCGUGAUGUAGCAUCGCUUAUUUCACCCAGUUGUCUUGUAGCUGGCUUGAAAAGUAGGAAAGCCCUUUUUUAUCAGAGUUAUUUAAAUUUUUAGUGUACCUAACUUGGAUUUUGCAUGUUGUGCUGUGUUGGUUUUUGCUAUUUUUGUGGUAUUUUGGCACUUACUGUUAGUACAUUGUUUGAAUUAAUGAUGGCUAAUAUUUUUUUUUUAUACAAACUAGACACCAAUCACUUAAUAAAUGGAUAUUUAUGUUUGA
This is a messenger RNA of Bacillus rossius redtenbacheri, 12359 nucleotides long. RefSeq names its product E3 ubiquitin-protein ligase rnf146-like. Gene Ontology annotation, molecular function: poly-ADP-D-ribose binding; zinc ion binding; methyltransferase cap1 activity. The coding region runs from base 176 to 2758 and encodes 860 amino acids. Gene Ontology annotation, biological process: Wnt signaling pathway; ubiquitin-dependent protein catabolic process; 7-methylguanosine mRNA capping. Lineage: Eukaryota; Metazoa; Arthropoda; Insecta; Phasmatodea; Bacillidae. The transcript is spliced from 2 exons. The record is from RefSeq and is a predicted model, not a curated record. Gene Ontology annotation, cellular component: cytoplasm; nucleus.